AUGGUGACGAGAUGGAAUAGGAAGGUGUUCGUGUAUUGGCUAGGCACAGAGCCAUUCUUGUACAUUGCGGACCCUGAGUUUCUGAAGCAAAUGUCUAGCGGUGUGAUGGGGAAGAGUUGGGGAAAGCCCAGGGUGCUCAAGAACGACCGGGAACCCAUGUUCGGGAACGGACUUGUCAUGACCGAGGGUGACGAAGGGGUCCAUCACAGGCAUGUCAUCACCCCAGCUUUCUCUCCUACCAACCUCAAGGGAAUGGCAAGCUUAAUGGUGGAAUCAGCCAACAAGAUGCUGGAGAGGUGGACAGCUCUCAUAAUCUCUGGAAAGCCCGGAAUUGACGUUGAGAGAGAGAUCAUAUCAACGGCGGGGGAGAUGAUACCCAAGACCAGCUUUGGCAUUAGCCGUGAAGAUGGCAAGAAAGUUCUCGAGAAACUGCGAACCAUGCAGGUCACUCUCUUCAAGACAAACCGUUUCAUGGGUGUGCCUUUCAACCAAUUCAUCGCCCCCAAACAAUCCCUAGAGGCAAAAAGACUGGGAAAAGAAAUCGACAACCUACUACUGUCGAUCAUCGAUGAUCGCAAGACGGGCGUAGUGGCAAAUAACCAGAAGGACUUGCUCGGGUUGUUACUCGAAGGGAACUCCGAAAAUGGAAAAGCAGGGAAGAGUUUGACGACCAGAGAGUUGGUAGCCGAGUGCAAGGCGUUCUUUUUCGGGGGUCAUGAGACGACGGCGUUGGCUCUGUCGUGGACAUUGCUGCUUUUGGCCAUGCAUCCCGAGUGGCAAGAUCAGCUUAGAGAUGAGAUCAAACAAGUGGUUGGCGAGAAAAAAAAAGAGAUUGACGCAACCAUGAUUGCCGGACUAAAGAAGAUGGGAUGGGUGAUGAACGAAGUUCUACGACUAUAUAGCCAGGCGCCAAAUGUGCAAAGACAGGCACUAGAGGAUAUUAAAGUACACGACACGGUGAUGCCUAAAAGAACAAACAUGUGGAUUGAUGUGGUGUCGAUGCAUCAUGACCCUGUUCUGUGGGGGGACGACGUGAAUAUGUGCGGAGCUCCGGCGAGGUCCGGCAAUUCGGAGUUGCAGGGAAGAAAAAUCAGUGACUGGUUCGGGCUCGAGCAGAGGUGCGUAGCAGAGAGCUGUGCGGAGGUGGGGCCAGCAAAGGCGGUGUUGGGCUUCGGGCGAGGCUGGUGCAACCGAUCGGAGGGUGGAAGCGCAACAGGGGAAACCCGCAGCUGUUGCGGCGUCAGAGGGCUAGAGGCAGGUGAUGGUGGCUCGUGGAGACGCUGCAGAGGUGGAUCGGCAGGCGUGCAGGUGCUCGUGGAGGCGCAGUGGUGCGGGCAAAGGCGUCGCGUGGGGCGAGCUGCUACAAUGGAGGUCUUGCAAGGGCGUUGUUCGGUGGUGGGCAGAGACGUCGGGCGGCAGCAGCUUCACGGGGAGCGAGCGUCGGUGAUCGGAGACUCUGCUGCCGGUGCUGGAUGA
Molecule: messenger RNA, 1476 nt
Organism: Eucalyptus grandis
Lineage: Eukaryota; Viridiplantae; Streptophyta; Magnoliopsida; Myrtales; Myrtaceae
Product: cytokinin hydroxylase-like
Exons: 5
Coding region: 1-1476 (491 amino acids)
Molecular function (GO): heme binding; oxidoreductase activity, acting on paired donors, with incorporation or reduction of molecular oxygen; iron ion binding
Source: RefSeq, a predicted model, not a curated record